This is a messenger RNA of Brassica napus (rape), 1182 nucleotides long. RefSeq names its product PR5-like receptor kinase. The transcript has a single exon. Gene Ontology annotation, molecular function: ATP binding; protein kinase activity. Gene Ontology annotation, biological process: protein phosphorylation. The coding region runs from base 186 to 1001 and encodes 271 amino acids. NCBI's taxonomy places the organism in Eukaryota, Viridiplantae, Streptophyta, Magnoliopsida, Brassicales, Brassicaceae. The record is from RefSeq and is a predicted model, not a curated record.
UGGAACUGUCUACAAAGGAAAAUUACCUGAUGGAAACCAUGAUGUUGCAGUGAAGAUUUUACUGGAGUCAAAGGGGAAUGGAGAAGAGUUUAUCAAUGAAUUAGCAAGCAUGAGUAGAACAUCUCAUGUCAAUAUUGUUUCUUUACUUGGAUUCUGCUAUGAAGGAAACAAGAGAGCUAUAAUCUAUGAGUUCAUGCCAAAUGGAUCCCUCAGACAAGUUUAUUUCCGAGAAGAUGUCAGCGAAGCUGGAAUGGGAAAAGUUAUAUGACAUUGCAUUAGGUGUCUCUCGCGGCCUAGAGUAUUUGCAUAAUCGUUGUAUAUCAAGGAUUGUGCAUUUCGACAUAAAGCCGCAAAACAUACUCAUGGACAAAGAUCUCUGUCCCAAGAUUUCAGAUUUCGGUCUUGCUAAGCUGUGCAAAAACAAAGAGAGCAUCAUUUCAAUGCUAGACGCGAGAGGGACUGCAGGAUAUAUUGCUCCUGAAGUGUUUUCUAAGAAUUUUGGAGGAGUUUCGCAUAAGUCAGAUGUAUAUAGUUAUGGGAUGGUGGUUCUUGAGAUGAUUGGAGCAACGAAUAUAGAAAACGUUGAACAUUCUGGAUCAAACAAUAGUUCAAUGUACUUUCCCGAUAGGAUCUAUAAGGAUCUCGAUAGGGGAGAAAUCAUGAGGAUUUUUGGAGGUCAGACAACCGAAGAUGAAGAGAAAAUUGCAAAGAAAAUGGUAUUGGUUGGUCUAUGGUGUAUUCAGACCAAUCCAUCUCAUCGUCCAGCAAUGAUGAAAGUCAUUGAAAUGUUAGAGGGGAGUUUAGAGGCUCUCGAGGUUCCACCUAAACCUCUCUUGUGUUUACCCGCAACAGUUGCAGAAACAACUGAAGAUAGUAAUGAGACUUCAAGCUUCGCUAACUCAAGUCAGUUUGAAAGAGGUACUCUCCAAGCUACUGAAGAUACUUUACGAUUUUCCAACAAAGAAGUUCAAAUACCUAUUACAGGAUCAGCUACCGAAUAGAGAAAUCUCUUACGUCCAAUAUUUUUAGAUCUUGAGAUAUUCCUGUCGGCUGUUUUAAUAGAAUUCCUAUUCGAUUGUUCUCACUCUAAUAGUAUGAAAUUAUGUAUUUAAGACCAGUUCAAUUCAAGCUAAUUGUAGAUUUGUCAAACAUUUAUUUAUAUAUGGUUGGUUUGACGUGUUU